Quercus robur (English oak) is the source of this 1245-nucleotide messenger RNA. RefSeq lists its product as uncharacterized. Lineage: Eukaryota; Viridiplantae; Streptophyta; Magnoliopsida; Fagales; Fagaceae. The record is from RefSeq and is a predicted model, not a curated record. Gene Ontology annotation, molecular function: catalytic activity. The coding region runs from base 1 to 1245 and encodes 414 amino acids. The transcript has 3 exons.
AUGAAUAUCAUUGCGUGGAACUGUAGGGGUGCUCUGAAACCCGAAUUUCAGAACCAUGUUAGGGAGCUAGUUCAAAGCCAUAACCCAGCUAUGCUUAUUGUAAUGGAAACUCGUGUUGGUGGGAGCAGAGCUAAGGAAAUCAUAGAUAGGCUUCCUUUCGACGUGGCUAUCCACACAGAAACCAUAGGGUAUGCAGGCGAGCUGUGGUUGCUGUGGAACUCAAAUAGGGUCAUAGUGGCACCACUUGCCACCAUUGAGCAAGAAAUUCAUGUCUCGGUUAAGGUGAGACCCUCUGACUCUGAAUGUAUUCUUUCUGCUAUCUAUGCUAGUCCUAGAUUCAAUGAACGUUGUGUGUUGUGGAAUAACCUUGUUAAUGUGGCUAGUUUGCAUGGUAGUCCAUGGAUUAUUGCAGGGGAUUUUAACGAAGUUUUGGCAGAUGAUGAGAUAUAUGGAGUAAGGGAUGCUUGGGGUCAAUCAAACCGACUUGAUGAAGCAGUGGAUAAAUUUACCAGAGAUGCUACUGCUUGGAACCGAAAUCAUUUUGGCAAUAUUUUUGCGAAGAAGAGAUGUGUCUUGGCCAGAUUAGAUGGUGUUCAGAAAGCUUUAGCUGAAAGGCCUUCAAACUCACUGGUGGAAUUAGAAAAAGUUCUCCAAAGAGAGUUAAACGAGGUUCUAAAUCAAGAGCAGGAACUAUGGGCCCUGAAAUCUAGAGUAAACUGGAUGAUGCUGGGUGAUAAAAAUACAUCUUUCUUUCAUGUGUCCACCAUUGUCAGAAGAAGAAGGAAUCAGAUCUCUUGUUUGAAGAAUAGUGUUGGUGAUUGGAUUCAUGAGGAGACUCAGAUCAUGAGAUUCAUUCAAGAGGGGUUUGGCAAGUUGUACACCACAAGCCACCUUGAAGUAAAACUGCAACUGGGUCCUAUCUCCCCUUGGCAAGCAACUCUUUCUGAUAUGGAGCGAGACAGUUUGUAUGAUCUUGUUUUUGUGGAAGAAAUCAAAUCGACGCUUUGGUCUAUUAAGGCUUUCAAGGCCCCGGGGUCGGACGGUCUCCACGCCGGUCACAAGACUAAGACCAAUGCUAGACGGCUUGUUUCUCCUGUUAAGUUAGCUUUUGUGCCAGGAAGAAAAAGGAUAGACAAUGCAAUCAUUGUGCAAGAGGUCAUCCACACUAUUAGUAAAAAGAAAGGAAGAGUGGGCUACAUGGCAAUUAAAGUUGAUCUCGAAAAGGCCUACGAUAAGCUUGAAUGA